This is a messenger RNA of Coffea arabica (coffee), 1124 nucleotides long. NCBI's taxonomy places the organism in Eukaryota, Viridiplantae, Streptophyta, Magnoliopsida, Gentianales, Rubiaceae. The record is from RefSeq and is a predicted model, not a curated record.
UCUUCUCCCCCGAGUCUGCCUUUCAUUCUUCUUUCCUCCUUCUCCUUUCCAAAUUUCACCACCGCCCGCCGCCUUGCGUAUGAUAUGAGAGCCUCCUUGUCUUCUUCGCCCUUUUAUUUUUGUUCCUCCUUCUCUUGAACCUCUGCCACCCAUCUACUGUUUGGUGAAGAGUCUGCAAAGAGAGCAUUUUGGGUUGAAGAUUGAUUUGCUAUUUCUGUCUUUCUGUGCAAUUUCUCACAAAUUGGACACGGAGUCUUAUUCCUUUGGUGAAUGUAUUUCAGAUAUGGUUUCUGGGCUUAGGUGAUUUUGGUGCACAUAUGGGGACUCGAAAUUUUUUAUGGAACUCGGCUAAGAAGUUUUUCACCAUUGGCCUCAUAGGCCUUACGGUAUCUGACCGGUAUUUUAGCAUUGUUCCUGUUCGAGGUUAUUCAAUGUCUCCUACUUUUAAUCCCCAAAUCAGCAGUUCUACAGGAUCCUUGACUGAUGACCGUGUCCUUGUGGAGAAAUUUUGCCUCGAAAAGUACAAGUUCUCAUGUGGUGAUGUGGUGGUCUUCUGCUCUCCUAGUAAUCAUAGGGAAAUGCAUAUAAAGAGAAUAACUGCCCUACCUGGUGACUGGAUCAGUACUCCUCACUCUUACGAUGCUAUUGUGGUCCCGAAAGGGCAUUGCUGGGUUGAGGGAGACAAUUCAGUGUUUAGUUUGGACUCAAGAUCCUUUGGACCGAUUCCUUUGGGUUUGGUUCAUGGAAGGGUCACACAUAUUGUCUGGCCUCCCCAAAGAGUUGGUAAAGUUGACAAAAGAAUCCCUCAGGAGCAUUUGCCUUUCUAAUUUUUUUUUUUGAGUUUGUCUUCUGAUUGUAAGGUACAAACGAUCCUGGAAGACAUUGAAGACUUGAAGAAGAACUACUUUGAAAGCUGUUUGUUUUUGUUUGUUCCCAGAACUGCUAAUAGUUGUAGCCAUGCUAUGGCUCAAUUUGCAGUUAAGUCAGUUAGGAUGAUUGAAUGGGAGGGAGCAUUCCCAUUUUGGUUAUCAGAACUAGCUAGAAAGGAUAUGGGAGUAGUUACCCCUUUUUGUAAUUAACUCUUGUAAUAUCAAGUGUUAAUAUUUAUAAAAUUGGUAUCGUUU